Raphanus sativus (radish) is the source of this 900-nucleotide messenger RNA. RefSeq lists its product as uncharacterized. Bases 20 to 805 code for a protein of 261 amino acids. NCBI's taxonomy places the organism in Eukaryota, Viridiplantae, Streptophyta, Magnoliopsida, Brassicales, Brassicaceae. The transcript has a single exon. The record is from RefSeq and is a predicted model, not a curated record.
ACACACAUAUACACAUUCCAUGGAAACUCUUUUUCUUGUAGCUAGUCUCCUAAUUCUGGCUCUCUCCUCUUCCUCUUUCACACGAGGGCAAAGAAUCGUACAGAUUCCACCACCGCGUCCAUUAUGCGCCUCUCAAUACGCGCUGGCUAACUACGCCUGCUCUCGUCUCCCUAUGAACACCGUCCCACCUCCUUCCCCCAUUGCCCCACCUCCUCCUCCCAUCUUUCCUCCUCCUCCUCCCCCUGACCAUGACCAUGACCAUGAUGAUGACCACGACGAUGAUGAUGAUGACCACGACGAUGAUCACGACCAUGACGAUGAUCACCAUGACCAUGACGAUGAUCACCAUGACCAUGACGACGAUGACCACGACCAUGAUCACGAUGACCAUGACCAUCAUCGCAACCGCGACCAUGACCAUGAUCAUGAUCAUAACCGCGACCACGACCAUGAUCAUGAUCAUAACCGCGACCACGACCAUGAUCACAACAACCAUGAUCAUGAUCACAACAACCAUGAUCAUGAUCACGAUGACGAUGACCAUGAACACCACAACAAUAACGACAACAGCCACAGACGCCACCAUCGGCGCCGCCACCACCACCAUCAUCAUCACAGACACAGAGAGGAGACGUAUGCAGAGCAAGAGUGCUGCAAGUGGUUGAAGCAAAUGGACAACGAGUGCGUGUGCGACCUUCUGGUUAGGCUGCCGCCAUUGCUAGCGAAACCUGCUCAUAACUAUACAGUCUUUGUGGAUGAGUCCUGCAUUGUCACUUUCACCUGUGGAGGCAGACUCAUUCACUGAUCAUACUCUUUCACUCUCAUUGUCGGCUUCUUCUUCAAAUAUCCUUUUGUUUAUCGUCUUUUCUUUAGCGCGUAAUACAAACAAAAAUUCCUUUA